AUGCCCUCCCCCCAUCUCAAAUACAUGCGCGCCUGCCUCGCACUAGCCGAGAAAUCGCCCGCGCGACCCACCAACUUCCGGGUGGGCGCGCUCCUCCUCUCGCGCCACGAAGACGACACCACCCUCGAAAAAGACGACCAGCUCCUCGCCACAGGCUACACGAUGGAGCUCGACGGCAACACGCACGCCGAGCAAUGCUGUCUCGCCAACUACGCGGCCACCAAGAACGUCCCCGCCGACCGCGUGGCCGAGGUGCUGCCGGACGAGCCCGACCGGAAACUGGUCAUGUAUGUCACGAUGGAGCCGUGCGGGCGCCGGCUGUCGGGGAAUGCGCCGUGCGUGCAGCGGAUUAUCCAGACGUGUGGCGCGGGAGCUGGAGCUGGAGCUGGGGCUGGGGGAGGCAGGCGAGGCAUCCAGAAGGUGUACUUUGGGGUGAAGGAGCCGGGGACGUUUGUGGGGCAUUCUGAGGGGUGUAAGCAGCUGACGGCGGCGGGGAUUGAGUGGGAGCUGGUGCAGGGGCUGGAGAGGGAGAUUUUGACGGUGGCGACGGCGGGGCAUGAGAAUCGGGAGGAAGAGGUGCGGGCGGCGAUGGAGACGGUCGAGACGAAUAUUGAUGAUAUCAGUGCGGAGGAGCGGAGGAGGCAGGCGCAGGUGCCCAGGAACCCGAAGAAGAGGGUUAUGGAGGCGGAUUUGAUGGGAUCGCAACGAUGA
Molecule: messenger RNA, 711 nt
Organism: Aspergillus aculeatus ATCC 16872
Lineage: Eukaryota; Fungi; Ascomycota; Eurotiomycetes; Eurotiales; Aspergillaceae
Product: putative DRAP deaminase
Exons: 2
Coding region: 1-711 (236 amino acids)
Molecular function (GO): catalytic activity
Source: RefSeq, a predicted model, not a curated record